AAAAUAUUCAUUACCUUUUUUUUUGGCGUGUCAACACACAAUUUCACGAUUCAUUUUCCCUUCGUUUCGACUUUGCUUGUACUUAGUUAAUUGUUUUAAAUUAGUUCUACGCCAUAAUUUACAAAACAACUAGCAAAUUUGGAACUAAGCAUUUGUAAUCUUCUACGCAUGGCGUUCAUAUGGCAAUUGAUUUCUUUGGCCAUCUAUACGAUCGGUUCAUUGGCAAUUCUCACAUAUCUCUAUGACAAUUUCAAGUCCUUAAUAUGCAUUAUCAAGGCACUAUUGGAACCAUAUUUUCAACCUAACCUGCCUCAAACUCUAUUGGAUAAAUAUGGCAAAUGGGCAGUUGUCACCGGGGCUACCGAUGGCAUUGGCAAGGAAUAUGCCAGGGAGCUGGCACGUCAAGGCCUCAAUCUGGUUCUGAUUUCACGUACCAAGGAGAAGCUGAUCCAAGUGACCAAUGAGAUAGAGAGUGAGUAUAAAGUGAAAACAAAAUGGAUAGCUGUCGACUUUACCAAGGGCAGAGAGGCGUACGAAGAAGUCGAAAGGGAAUUGGCUGGCAUCGAAGUGGGCAUAUUGGUUAACAAUGUUGGCAUGAUGUAUGAGCAUCCCGAUCAUUUGGAAUUAGUGCCCGAAGAUGUUCUAUGGAAUCUGAUUGUAGUGAAUAUUGGAGCUGUCACCAUGUUGACCCGCAAAAUAGUUGGACAGAUGAAAUCAGCCCGCAGAGGAGCCAUUGUAAACAUUGGCUCUGGUUCGGAACUUACUCCCUUGCCCAACAUGACUGUCUAUGCGGCAACAAAGAAAUAUGUAACCUUCUUUACGAAGGCAUUGGAAAUGGAAUUGGCCGAACAUAAUGUGACAGUACAAUUGGUGAUGCCAAUGUUUGUGAUAACCAAAAUGAAUGCCUACUCGAAUACAGUGAUGCAAGGUGGCUUCCUGAUACCAAAUGCCAAAAGCUAUGCCAAAUGGACGGUAUUCACAUUGGGUAAAACGAGUGAGACAAAUGGUUUUUGGACGCAUAGUUUGCAGUAUUUACUUAUGAAAUUGGUGCCGAUGCGUCUGCGUAUGCUGGUGGCUCACGAGAUGUCCAAGCGUCUGCGGAUUGAGGGUCUUCAAAAGAAACAAAUUGAACAGAAAAUGGCGUAGUUCGUAAUAAAUCUUUAGAGUGGGCCAUAAUAUUUGGGGGUUACAUAUGUACAAAAUUAUUGGUUCUAAGUUUGUAUAAUAAAAUAAAUAGUGUAACAAAGAAAAA
Molecule: messenger RNA, 1252 nt
Organism: Drosophila willistoni
Lineage: Eukaryota; Metazoa; Arthropoda; Insecta; Diptera; Drosophilidae
Product: inactive hydroxysteroid dehydrogenase-like protein 1
Exons: 6
Coding region: 169-1146 (325 amino acids)
Cellular component (GO): endoplasmic reticulum
Molecular function (GO): oxidoreductase activity
Source: RefSeq, a predicted model, not a curated record